This is a messenger RNA of Yarrowia lipolytica CLIB122, 1182 nucleotides long. RefSeq lists its product as uncharacterized. Gene Ontology annotation, molecular function: protoporphyrin ferrochelatase activity. Gene Ontology annotation, cellular component: mitochondrion. Lineage: Eukaryota; Fungi; Ascomycota; Dipodascomycetes; Dipodascales. The record is from RefSeq and is a predicted model, not a curated record. Gene Ontology annotation, biological process: heme biosynthetic process.
AUGCUACGACUAAAGACUCCGGCCCGACAUCUGUUUGCCCAGGCACGACGUUUCCAGUCCACUACCGCUUCUAAUGGCAACGGAACUGCAGUGGUACUGGUUAACAUGGGAGGUCCUUCCACCGUACCUGAAACAUACGAUUUCCUGCUCAGGCUCUUUUCCGACAAGGAUCUGAUCCCUCUGGGCCCAUUCCAGGGUCCUCUGGCCAAAUUCAUUGCCUGGAGACGAACCCCCGUGAUUGAGAAGCACUACGGAGAAAUUGGAGGAGGAUCUCCCAUCAGAAAGUGGUCCGAGUUGCAAGCAGCCGAGGCCUGCAAAAAGCUCGAUACUCUGUCGCCCGAGACUGCUCCCCACAAGCCCUAUGUGGCUUUCCGAUACGCUAACCCCCUUACUCCCGACACAUAUGCCCAGAUGAAGAAGGACGGCAUCAAGCGAGCCAUUGCCUUCUCCCAGUACCCCCAAUACUCGCUCUCCACCACCGGCUCCUCUCUCAACGAACUGUACCGAGUGCGAAAGGAGCUGGACCCCAACGAGGAGAUUGAGUGGUCCGUAAUUGACCGAUGGCCCACCCACCCCGGUCUCACCAAGGCCAUGGCUGACAACGUCAAGGAGCAGCUGGCUGCCUACGAGAAGGAGGGUAUCAACCCCGAAGAUGUCACCAUCCUCUUCUCGGCACACUCUUUGCCCAUGGAGGUUGUCAACAAGGGCGACCCCUAUCCCGCUGAGGUUGCUGCCACGGCCUACGCUGUCAUGACUAACCUGGGCUUCUCCAACCCCUACAAGCUGGUGUGGCAGUCGCAAGUCGGCCCCAAGCCCUGGCUGGGAGCGCAGACACAGAAGAUGGUCGACGAGUACCAGAAGGCCAAGAAGCCCAUCAUUCUGGUCCCCGUGGCUUUUACCUCCGAUCACAUUGAGACUCUGCACGAGCUGGAUCUUGAAGUUCGAGGAGAGGCCGAGCAUCCCGAGCUGAUUCGACGAGCCGAGUCUCUCAACGACAACCCUCUUUUCCUCGAUGCUAUGGCCGACAUUGUGCACACUCAUCUGCGAAUUCUGAAUGGUGACGUGACUGCCGCGGAAGUUGCCAAGGAGAAGGGUCUUCAGUCCAAGAUUCUGCGAAUCAAGGGUCCUGGAGCCCAGGGCGAGCGAGGCGCGUUCCACGAGGCCAUCAACGCUAGCGGAUAG